GAAUCUGCCAAUCUGGAUAGUGGAGACCACUAACCUCUUCGGAAAGUAACCUUAAUUCGUAUCUCACUCUCAAACACAGCUCUGCGGAUAGCUACAUAGGCCGUGAAAUUCCUUCAAUGGCGAUCGCAUCUCCCUCUACGCCAAGUUUCUCGGCCUCCUUCUGCUGCGCUCGUUCUAAAUCCUCUCCUUUUUCUCGCUUCUCCUCCGUUUCCUUUGCUCACCGGGUGAUCCAACCCCACCCGCUAGCUCCUCGACUUGCCGUCUCUUCCCGGCUCAACUCGUCCAAGCCCUCCGGUCCCGGAGGCUCCGUUUCUCCUGACAACGGGGACCUCCACCAGUAUGAGCUCUACCACAAGUUUUCCCCGCAGCGAAGGAGGCAAGGACCGCCAGUGUUUGUCACGCUCCCCGUGGAUGCGGUUGGCCCCGCCGGGAAGUUACGAAGGCCCAAGGCCAUGUCGCAGUCUUUUCGGGCGCUCGUGGCGGCCGGAGUUGAGGGCGUGGUCAUGGAGGUAUGGUGGGGCCUGGUGGAAAGGGAAGAACCUAGGGUUUACGAUUGGCAAGGGUACUUUGAGCUCGUGGCGCUCGCUAGGCGGUCCGGUCUGAAGGUUCGGGCCGUCAUGGCUUUUCAUGAGUGCGGUACUGGCCCCGGCGAUCCUUACUGGAUUCCCCUUCCUCUAUGGGUAGUUGAAGAGAUUGACAAAGAUCCCGAUUUAGCAUAUUCUGACAGAUUUGGAAGAAGAAACAUGGAAUAUAUAUCCCUUGGUUGUGACAUUCUUCCUGUUUUACGGGGCCGAUCACCAAUUCAGGCAUAUACAGAUUUUAUGAGGAACUUCAGAGAAACAUUUAGACCAUUUCUUGGGGUUAUCAUAACUGGAAUUCAAGUUGGGAUGGGUCCUGCUGGUGAACUAAGAUACCCUUCAUGCCCUUCCCAGAAGCUACAAUGGGCUUGGCGCUCACGUGAACUUGGAGAAUUUCAGUGCUAUGAUAAGUAUAUGCUUGCAUCUCUGAAUGCUUGUGCACGAAAGAUUGGGAUGCGUGAAUGGGGAAAUGGGGGCCCAAUAGGUGCAGGCAACCUAAUGCAGAAUCCUGAACACACUGAGUUUUUCAGAAGUGGUGAUGGAUCUUGGAACACGCCAUAUGGUAAUUUUUUUCUUGAAUGGUACUCAGGAUUGCUGCUGCUGCAUGGAGAGAGGAUAUGUAGAGAAGCUGAAACUAUUUUCAGGGGUACUCAAGUUAAUACAUCAGCAAAAGUGGCUGGGAUCCACUGGCAUUAUGGCACCCAAUCCCAUCCAUCAGAGUUAACAGCUGGCUAUUACAAUACUUUAAACAGAGAUGGAUAUCUACAAAUUGCUCGCAUGCUUGGUAGGUAUGGAUUUUCUAUGUGUUGCACAUGUUUUGAAAUGCGAGAUACAGAAGAAAAACAGAUGAACCCAGACAGCAGCCCAGAAGGUUUUCUUAGACAGCUUCUCUUGGCAGCUAGGGUAUGUGAUAUACCCCUAGAAGGUGAGAACUCUGCAGCUGGUUUGGAUGAUGAUUCGUUUCAACAGGUGCUAAAGAUGUCAAAGUUGUAUUCGAAUGGUCUAGAAAAGCCCUCCUUCUCAUUUAACUUCAUGAGGAUGGACAAAAACAUGUUCGAAUAUCAGAACUGGGUUCGUUUUACUCGUUUUGUGAGACAAAUGUCUGAUGCCAAUAUUUUUGGAUCCAAGCUAGGUUCGGGAGGUGAUAUUAACCUGUCUUCCAUGUUGGAUGCUACGAAAGAUGGACUGACUUUUGCAUAUUCUUAAACAAGAUUCAUCUCUUUGCACCAUCAAGGCGAAAAAAGAAAAAUACUUCUACCCCCAUUUGAUGUUAAUUACUUAUACAUAAUUUGAUGAGCCUUGAUCCAGUGGUGUGAAAUGUGUAGUGAUGCCUUAUUUUUCAAAUUAUUUUUUUCCUAGUUUUUUACCCCUGAGAGCUAUUUUAGUGUAUCAUGAUACAUUAUUGCCUUCCCAUAUUUUUUAAAAUGGUGGGCUUAUUGUCAACUUAUGCUUCUUUGUACUUGACUGUGGCAUGAAGAUGGUGACUUUUGUUGCUCUCAAUAAUGUCAUGCUUUCACCACUUAAAACAAAUGUUGCUAGUAAGGGAAAGCACUUAUAGAA
This is a messenger RNA of Juglans microcarpa x Juglans regia, 2138 nucleotides long. RefSeq names its product beta-amylase 1, chloroplastic-like. NCBI's taxonomy places the organism in Eukaryota, Viridiplantae, Streptophyta, Magnoliopsida, Fagales, Juglandaceae. The record is from RefSeq and is a predicted model, not a curated record. Gene Ontology annotation, molecular function: beta-amylase activity. Gene Ontology annotation, biological process: polysaccharide catabolic process. Bases 117 to 1784 code for a protein of 555 amino acids. The transcript has 4 exons.